Chelmon rostratus (copperband butterflyfish) is the source of this 4739-nucleotide messenger RNA. Its product is annotated as LIM and calponin homology domains-containing protein 1-like. Gene Ontology annotation, biological process: regulation of focal adhesion assembly; positive regulation of stress fiber assembly. Gene Ontology annotation, cellular component: stress fiber. The transcript is spliced from 18 exons. The record is from RefSeq and is a predicted model, not a curated record. Gene Ontology annotation, molecular function: myosin II head/neck binding. Bases 61 to 3336 code for a protein of 1091 amino acids. NCBI's taxonomy places the organism in Eukaryota, Metazoa, Chordata, Actinopteri, Chaetodontiformes, Chaetodontidae.
CAUGCCUGGAUUUUAAGACUAUAGUUAAAUUAUCCAUCGUUGUUGCUGUUGUUUGAGCUUAUGUGCUCUCACAGCCAGGUAGAUGGAGCUGACCUCAAUGAAAUGACCGCUCCCUCUGCUGACCUCCCACCCUGGACCCCUGAAACCCCUCCGACUCCUGCUGAGCUGGAUGCACGUCUGGCUCAGUAUGAACAGAGAAUAGAAGAGGAGGAGGAGGAAGAGGAAGAGGAGAGGAUCCCAGAUCUUCAGAAAGACGACAUGAUGGCGAGGAGGACAGGAGUUUUCCAUAAACAAAGCACUGCCACAGUGACUUACAACCGUUUCCUGCCUCUGCCCUCCUCCAAACGCUGCACACAGGGGGAGGUCACCACUGAUGCUGCUCCGCGGAGCAAAAGGGAAGUGCAGACAGACAGGAGCAAGAAACUGGACGUCAGAGUGGAGCAACAGCAACCCAGAGUUCCCAUGGAAACACCUCAACCGCACCCUGACACGACUGUGAUCCGAGCAACAUCUCACAGCGAACGAGAAUAUGAUGAUGAUGAGGAUGAGUAUGAUGAAAACGAGCCUGCGCCUGACUUGGAGAAGGAUGAUAUGAUGGCUCGAAGGACCGGAUCAUUCCAAAAAACCAGUGCAGCCAGAACAAAUAAGUCCAUCAACCAGUUCCUGCCAGUACCUGGAUCAGUUAAAUAUAACAUCGCCCCAGUGUCUGCAAUGAAGCCACUACACAGCAGACCUAAGCUCACAGAGAAGAUGGCGAGUGAAAGCAGCAUUAUUACCGUAGCAGCAGGACCUCAGGCCCCACCCUCCAAAGCCACAACCCCCCCUGAGUGUGCAAGGCUGAGGGAGAGGCAGGAGGAGGAUGGAAAUCAAGAGAGAGGCAUGACAAUCCCAAACACCUCGGUCACAGAUGUGACCAGGCCUCUCUCUCCUCCAUCGCUCACCCCUCCACCCAGUCCUGCUGCUGCCCAAAGCUGUAAAGUGGAGGCAGAGUUGGUGAAGCAGAGAGUGGAGGAAAGAGCUGAAAAAGAGGUGGAGGAGAAAAAGACCGUUGUGAAUGAGGAACCACGAAAGAAACCCUUCUGGCUGGAUGAUGAUGAUGAUCUACCUCCCAUGAUGAUGAGCCGGCGAGUUGCUUUUAUGUCUGAGGACACUGAGAGUGUGAGCAUGAGUGACAUGCUCAAUGAGGAAGAGGUAGGACACUUACCACAACUGAGCCAAUCACGAUAUGAGCGCAUGCAUGAACAGUACAACAGCUUUCUAGAAGAUGAGGACCACUGGCAAGACGACUUGGCUCGUUGGAAGAAUCGCCGUCGCAGCGCAUCACAGGAACUGAUCAAGAAAGAGGAAGAGAGGAAGAGGAUGGAGAAAAGGAUGAAAGAGGAGGGAAGUACCAGCAACAAGAGGAAAAGCAUCAAGACCUACAAGGAGAUCGUAGAGGAGAAGGAGCGCAGAGAGGCAGAGUUGUGUGAAGCCUACAGGAAUGCAGCCACUCCAGAGGAGGCCGCCAUGGUUUUACAGCGUUACGCUCUUCGCUUUACCAUCAGUGAUGCUACACUGGACAGCCUGAAACUGCCCAGAUCCACUUCAAAACCCAAACAGGACUUAAAGCAGGCGGAUAAGGAGGAGAAAACAACAUCACCUGUUAGUGACUCUGAAACAUCAGAACCUCUGCAGACACCAGAACCAACUGUUAUAACAGAUCAGGCGCCCAUAAAACCUGAAGAGACAGAGGCAGAUACAACUGCUCAACAAGAAACGGCGGUUACUGUCUCCCCUGUCUCUCCAACGCCUGGCAGUCCCCUCAGCCCGGUCACAAACUCAGAAAAUGUGCCACCUCAGUCACUACAACUCAAUGAACCUCAAUCCAAACCGGCAGAGUCUCCAACCACACACCAACAACAACCGACUGCAGGAGAUGCAAAGCCUCAAACCAAACACAUGCCGCCUCAGAUUGCACAAGUGCAGCCUCACACCACACAGCCUGUACACACACUCCCCUCACCUCCAUCUGUAUCCCCGAGACCCGUCCCCCUGCUGGCAGCCAAACCCUACUGCCAGCCCAGGAGCAUGCAGUCUGGACACAAACCUGUCAAGAUGGACGGGUUGGUGCGAGUGAACGGAGAGGCGACGGACGACUUAUCUGUUUCCACUCCGCCUACCUCUGCUCAGCAUUCACCACAGGAAGUCAAAGACGUUCCCUCCGAACAGACUGAGAAAGAUGUUCCCGCCGAGCAGACGGCAACCAAUCAGGAGACAGCGGAGCCGGCGCCGCCUCCCCAGAUAGAAAAAUCAGCAGGCUCCGCCAUCAGCUCCCUGAUCGGAGGCCGAAACUGUAUCAUCACGACAACUAUUGUGACAGAGCUCACGCAGACUCUUGUGGAGCCAUAUCACCCAGAUAUCCAAAGUAAUGGACAGGUCAAUGGUGCUACGGGGUUAUCAGAGAGACCAGUGGAGGAAAAAAAGGCUCAGCCCGCUACAUCACCAAACAGCAUGCAAGACUAUUCUCCCACUGUCACGGAGGGUCUUGAGGAGAGCAGUGUGACUAUUGAGACCCCCAUGUUGAACUUGGCUAAACGUGUUAAUCACUGGGUCUGGGACCCGAAUGAGGAACGUAAACGGCUGGAAAGUUGGCAGCAGGAGCAGGAGCGCCUCCUACAGGAGCAGUACCAGAAGGAGCAGGAGAAGCUGAAGAAGGAGUGGGAGAGAGCACAGCUUGAGGUGGAGGAGGAAGAGAGAAAACACAAUGAAGAGGAGAGAAGGAUUCUUGAGGAGACAGUAACACCCCUCAAUCCCACCGGCCUGUUAAACCAGCAGUCAUCAGCUACAGAAAACAACCAAGUAGAAGAAGGAAAUGUUCCUUUACAGCAAAAUGGCCAAAGAAUCUCCACAGGGAACGAGGAUCAGCAUGCAUCCAAGCUGCAUUUCUUCCAGAAUUCUGUAUGUGAUGGUGAACCUUCAAAGAAGCAGGAACUGUGGAAGACAGCCUCUCUGGACCGCAACCCUCAGCCCAAUCAGGCACAUAUUUUUAAAAGGUCUGAAUCACAUGAUGCUGUAACAAGCAAACAGCAGUCAUCACCUCAGCCUCCCUCACCCAGCAGGUGUGUUAGUGGGAAGAGACUAUGUUCUGGUUGUUCUCAACCAUUGGGAAAAGGAGCUGCCAUGAUCAUCGAUACACUGGGACUGUUUUUCCACAUGGAUUGUUUCAAGUGUGGAGUGUGCCGUGGGCAGCUGGGUGACGCCACUGCAGGGACUGACGUGCGAAUUCGUAAUGGACUGCUGAGCUGUCACGAGUGCUAUAUUGCAUCUCGGGGCAGAGGCCAGCCCACCACACUAUGAUGACCUGCAUCUAAGCUGAAACUCCCCCCCCCCUGUCAGCAUCAGUGACUGGGCGGAGAAGAAUUCUACAACUUUGAAUCACAUUCUGGAAUACUCUGGAAAACGCCUGGAAUCGCCUCGGAGCUUUGGAAUCAUCGUGUUUUCCUGAAAUGCACAAACAGCUUUAUGGACGUUACUGAGAGCACAAGUGGACUGACGUGUGGACUGAGUGACGCAGCAUUACGUGCACACACAAUACAGCUUGUGCGCUUCCUAACUGUACACAUGUAUACACUUCUUUUAAUAUGUGUAGCAUGGAUUUAAUCAAGAAAUCAGUGUGUUUAAGCCUCCGCACAUCAAUACUUAGCACAGUCAAGACUCUAAACUAAGGAUCUGUUCCGUCACAAGCUUAACAUUUUACAGCAAAAGCUGAACACUACUGUCUUCAACACAUCAGUCUCAGAAUCUUAAUUCAUUAACCCCUGCUUCUGCACUGAUCAUGUGACUCCACUCUCUGAGUGUGACGUACAGUGGUUUGGGUUGGAUUACCUGACGUAGCUUGACAUUAUAAUGCCUUACUCAUCAUCAUACCUUCUCAUUCUUUUUGGGUUUUGUGUUUACAGUUUGCAUGAAAGAAGAACAUAUAUAAGUUAUUGUGAGUAUUGCUCAGAUGGAGUCGUGUGAGUUUGAUAUUAUCUUCUCAACAGCUGAACUUUAACUUUCCUCUUGUAUGUUGUACAUCAUCAUGAUAUUUUUCAUUUUUUUGGUGCAUCUGCCUAACUUACGCAAGCUUUUCCUUUCUAAUUCAUUUUACAGGAAUGAGAAUGCAUGUUAUUAAUUAUACUUGUUCUUUGAAUUUUAAAUAUUUUCCCUUUAAGAUGUUUUAGCCUUUGUUUAUUCUCAUAGAUUGAUUGCAUCUGAAUCAGUGCCUUAUGUAAUGAAUGCGAGGGCUAGUCUAAGUGCAGGAGUAUUUCACACUCACACAGACCUCAGGGUCUCGGCACAUUGUGUGUGUGUGUGCGUGUGUGUGUGUGUGUAUGAAAUUAUGCAUGUAUAGGUAUGUAUGCAAUGUGUGAUUUGACUUGAAGCACAGUUCCAUACCAGCAAAAACAUUUUAAAUGGAUCAGCCUCUCCUUAUCACCUGCUAUUCCACCCCUUCCCAUGAGCUAAACCAAUGACACAAAGUGAUUUGCUGCUUAAUUAUUCCCCCAUAUUAAGACAGUACACAAUGUCCUCCAAUCGCUCCUCAUCUGCCUCUAUCACAAGUGUUGCCUCCCCACAGUCUGAGCUGAACACCUCUCUCCUCUGUGUGUCGUCUCUAUCUGGACACCUGACAGCAGCUUCAUCAUGUAGAGGACUAGAGCGCUCAGUUCAUUGUCUUUUAUAGCAAGUGUAUGUUUAUCAAUAAAAUAUUUUAAAUGGGA